GGGGGCUGCGGCUGCGACCCCGAGGACCCCGGGCACGCGGAGCGCUCGCGCCUGCUCGUGGCGAGCCCGGGAGUGAUGGCGAGGUCUCCGCGGGCCGCCCGCGCCUGAGGCGCCCCGCCCCGCCCCGCCCGCCGCUGCCCGCCCCGCCCGGCCCUGCCCCGCGCGCCGCCGGCGGCUGCCUGGGCGCUUCCUAGUUGGCGCGGGCGGCCGCCCAGGCGAGGUGCGGCCUCCGCUCAGGCGGGGGGCGUCGGCGCCGCGGGGCCCCGCCAUGGCAGCGUCCGAGCUCUACACAAAGUUUGCUAGAGUUUGGAUACCUGAUCCUGAGGAAGUUUGGAAGUCAGCAGAGCUGCUGAAAGAUUAUAAACCAGGAGAUAAAGUCCUCCUGCUUCACCUUGAAGAAGGAAAGGAUUUGGAAUAUCGUCUAGAUCCAAAGACUAAGGAACUGCCUCACUUAAGAAACCCUGACAUACUUGUGGGUGAAAAUGACCUCACAGCCCUCAGCUAUCUUCAUGAGCCUGCUGUGCUCCACAAUCUCAGAGUCCGCUUUAUUGACUCCAAACUUAUCUAUACAUAUUGUGGUAUAGUCCUUGUAGCUAUAAAUCCUUAUGAACAGCUGCCUAUUUAUGGAGAAGAUAUUAUUAAUGCAUAUAGUGGUCAGAAUAUGGGUGAUAUGGAUCCACAUAUCUUUGCAGUAGCUGAAGAAGCUUACAAGCAAAUGGCCAGAGAUGAACGAAAUCAGUCCAUCAUCGUAAGUGGAGAGUCUGGGGCAGGGAAAACAGUUUCAGCUAAGUAUGCCAUGCGAUACUUUGCAACUGUAAGUGGUUCUGCCAGUGAAGCCAAUGUUGAGGAAAAGGUCUUGGCCUCCAACCCCAUUAUGGAGUCCAUUGGAAAUGCUAAGACAACCAGGAAUGAUAACAGUAGCCGUUUUGGGAAGUAUAUUGAAAUUGGUUUUGAUAAGAGAUAUCGAAUCAUUGGUGCCAAUAUGAGAACUUACCUUUUAGAGAAAUCCAGAGUGGUAUUCCAGGCAGAAGAGGAGAGAAACUAUCAUAUCUUCUAUCAGCUUUGUGCUUCAGCAAAUUUACCUGAAUUUAAAAUGCUGCGAUUAGGAAAUGCAAAUAACUUUCAUUACACAAAGCAAGGUGGCAGUCCUGUGAUUGAAGGAGUUGAUGAUACCAAGGAGAUGGCACAUACCAGGCAGGCCUGCACUUUGCUAGGAAUUAGUGAGUCUUAUCAGAUGGGAAUUUUCCGAAUACUUGCUGGCAUCCUUCACUUAGGCAAUGUUGCAUUUACAUCUCGGGAUUCAGACAGCUGCACAAUACCUCCCAAGCAUGAACCUCUCAGCAUCUUCUGUGACCUUAUGGGUGUGGACUAUGAAGAGAUGUGUCACUGGCUCUGCCAUCGGAAACUGGCUACCACCACGGAGACAUACAUCAAACCCAUAUCCAAGCUGCAGGCCACAAAUGCCCGUGAUGCUUUGGCCAAGCACAUUUAUGCCAAGCUCUUUAACUGGAUUGUAGAUCAUGUCAAUCAAGCCCUCCAUUCUGCUGUCAAACAGCACUCUUUUAUUGGAGUGCUGGACAUAUAUGGAUUUGAAACAUUUGAAAUAAACAGUUUUGAACAGUUUUGCAUAAAUUAUGCAAAUGAAAAACUACAGCAACAAUUCAAUAUGCAUGUCUUCAAAUUAGAACAAGAAGAAUAUAUGAAGGAACAGAUUCCAUGGACACUCAUAGAUUUUUAUGAUAAUCAGCCUUGCAUUAAUCUUAUAGAAUCUAAACUAGGUAUUCUAGAUUUGCUGGAUGAGGAAUGCAAGAUGCCUAAAGGUACAGAUGACACUUGGGCCCAAAAAUUGUACAACACACAUUUGAACAAAUGUGCACUCUUUGAAAAGCCCCGUCUGUCAAACAAAGCUUUCAUCAUCCAACAUUUUGCUGACAAAGUGGAAUACCAGUGUGAAGGCUUUCUGGAAAAGAAUAAAGACACUGUUUUUGAAGAACAAAUUAAAGUUCUGAAAUCAAGCAAGUUUAAGAUGCUUCCAGAACUAUUUCAAGAUGAUGAGAAGGCCAUCAGUCCAACUUCAGCCACCUCGUCAGGGCGCACGCCCCUCACCCGCACUCCUGCAAAGCUGACCAAAGGUAGACCAGGCCAGACAGCCAAAGAGCACAAGAAAACAGUGGGGCACCAGUUCCGAAACUCCCUUCACCUGCUUAUGGAGACCCUCAAUGCCACUACCCCUCACUAUGUGCGCUGUAUUAAGCCCAAUGACUUCAAGUUCCCAUUCACGUUUGAUGAGAAGAGGGCGGUGCAGCAACUGAGAGCGUGUGGUGUCCUGGAAACCAUCCGCAUCAGUGCAGCAGGCUUCCCCUCACGGUGGACUUACCAAGAAUUUUUCAGUCGCUACCGUGUCCUAAUGAAGCAAAAGGAUGUGCUGAGUGACAGAAAGCAAACAUGCAAGAAUGUUUUAGAGAAACUGAUAGCGGACAAGGACAAAUACCAGUUUGGUAAGACAAAGAUCUUUUUCCGUGCUGGUCAAGUAGCCUAUCUAGAAAAAUUGAGGGCGGACAAGCUGAGGGCUGCCUGCAUCCGGAUCCAGAAGACCAUCCGAGGGUGGCUGCUGCGGAAGAAGUACCUGCGCAUGCGGAAGGCGGCCAUCAUUGUGCAGAGAUACGUGCGGGGCUACCAGGCCCGAUGUUAUGCUAAGUUCCUGCGCAGAACCAAGGCAGCAACCAUCAUUCAGAAAUACUGGCGCAUGUACAUAGUCCGCAGGAGAUACAAGAUAAAACGAAUGGCCACUAUUGUUCUUCAGUCUUAUUUGCGAGGCUACUUGGCCAGAAAUAGGUACCGCAAGAUGCUCCGUGAGCACAAAGCAGUUAUCAUUCAGAAGUGGGUCCGGGGCUGGCUGGCUCGUACCUACUACAGGAGGAGUAUGCAUGCCAUCAUCUAUCUUCAGUGCUGCUUCCGGCGGAUGAUGGCCAAGCGUGAGCUAAAGAAGCUCAAGAUCGAGGCCCGCUCUGUGGAGCGCUAUAAGAAGCUCCACAUCGGCAUGGAAAACAAGAUAAUGCAGCUGCAGCGCAAAGUUGAUGAGCAGAACAAAGACUACAAAUGCCUCAUGGAGAAACUGACCAAUCUGGAAGGAAUAUACACCUCUGAGACUGAGAAACUACGAAGUGACUUGGAGCGUCUUCAACUAAGUGAGGAGGAAGCUAAGAUUGCUACUGGACGGGUCCUCAGUCUGCAGGAAGAAAUUGCCAAGCUCCGGAAAGACCUGGAACAAACUCAGUCGGAGAAGAAAUCCAUUGAGGAGCGUGCAGAUAGGUACAAACAGGAAACUGAGCAGCUGGUAUCAAAUCUGAAGGAAGAAAAUACUUUACUGAAGCAGGAAAAAGAGGCCCUCAAUCAUCUUAUCGUGGAGCAGGCUAAGGAGAUGACAGAGACUAUGGAGAAGAAGUUAGUAGAAGAAACAAAACAACUGGAACUCGAUCUUAAUGAUGAAAGGCUGAGAUAUCAGAACCUUCUGAAUGAGUUCAGUCGCUUAGAAGAACGAUAUGAUGACCUCAAGGAAGAGAUGACUCUGAUGGUAAAUGUGCCUAAGCCUGGACACAAGAGAACAGACUCCACUCAUAGCAGCAAUGAGUCUGAAUACACCUUUAGCUCUGAAAUUGCAGAAACUGAAGAUAUGCCAUUGAGGACAGAGGAGCCAAGUGAGAAGAAGGUACCUCUGGACAUGUCAUUGUUCCUCAAGCUCCAGAAGCGGGUCACAGAGCUGGAGCAGGAGAAGCAGGUGAUGCAGGAUGAGCUGGACCGCAAGGAGGAGCAGGUGCUCCGCAGCAAGGCAAAGGAAGAAGAAAGACCACAAAUUAGAGGCGCAGAACUGGAAUAUGAGUCACUCAAGCGCCAAGAGCUUGAAUCAGAAAACAAAAAACUGAAAAAUGAGCUAAAUGAGUUACGCAAGGCACUUAGUGAGAAAAGUGCCCCAGAGGUGACCGCUCCAGGUGCACCAGCCUACCGUGUCCUCAUGGAGCAGCUGACCUCUGUGAGUGAGGAGCUCGAUGUCCGCAAGGAGGAAGUCCUCAUCUUGAGAUCUCAGCUGGUGAGCCAGAAGGAGGCUAUCCAACCCAAGAAUACAAUGACAGAUUCCACAAUACUUUUGGAAGAUGUGCAAAAAAUGAAAGAUAAAGGUGAAAUAGCACAAGCAUACAUUGGUUUGAAAGAAACAAACAGAUCACCUGCUAUGGAUUGCCAUGAGUUGAAUGAGGAUGGAGAGCUGUGGCUGGUUUAUGAAGGGUUAAAACAAGCCAACAGGCUCCUGGAAUCCCAGCUCCAGUCACAGAAGAGGAGCCACGAGAAUGAGGCUGAAGCCCUGCGUGGAGAGAUCCAGAGCCUGAAGGAGGAGAACAACCGGCAGCAGCAGCUGCUGGCCCAGAACCUGCAGCUGCCCCCGGAGGCCCGCAUCGAGGCCAGCCUGCAACACGAGAUCACCAGGUUGACCAACGAAAAUUUGUAUUUUGAGGAAUUAUAUGCAGAUGACCCUAAGAAGUAUCAAUCAUAUCGGAUUUCACUUUACAAGCGGAUGAUUGAUUUGAUGGAGCAACUUGAAAAACAAGACAAGACUGUUCGAAAACUGAAAAAACAACUGAAAGUAUUUGCCAAAAAAAUUGGUGAACUAGAAGUGGGCCAAAUGGAGAACAUAUCCCCAGGACAGAUCAUUGAUGAACCCAUCCGUCCGGUCAAUAUCCCUAGGAAAGAAAAGGAUUUCCAAGGAAUGCUGGAAUACAAGAAGGAGGAUGAGCAAAAGCUUGUUAAGAACCUGAUUCUGGAACUGAAGCCACGUGGUGUGGCAGUCAAUUUGAUUCCAGGGUUACCAGCGUAUAUCCUGUUUAUGUGUGUUCGACAUGCUGACUACCUGAAUGAUGAUCAGAAAGUAAGGUCAUUGCUAACAUCAACAAUUAACAGCAUCAAAAAAGUAUUAAAGAAAAGAGGUGAUGAUUUUGAAACCGUCUCCUUCUGGCUCUCUAACACAUGCCGAUUUUUGCACUGUUUGAAGCAGUACAGUGGAGAAGAGGGCUUUAUGAAACACAACACGUCUCGCCAGAAUGAACACUGCCUCACCAACUUUGACCUGGCUGAGUACCGGCAGGUGCUAAGUGACUUAGCCAUUCAGAUCUACCAGCAGCUCGUGCGGGUGUUAGAGAACAUCCUUCAGCCAAUGAUCGUCUCUGGCAUGCUGGAGCAUGAAACCAUUCAGGGCGUGUCUGGGGUGAAGCCCACAGGGCUAAGAAAGCGAACCUCCAGCAUCGCUGACGAGGGCACCUACACACUGGACUCCAUCCUCCGGCAGCUCAACUCCUUCCACUCAGUCAUGUGUCAGCACGGCAUGGACCCUGAACUGAUCAAGCAGGUGGUCAAACAGAUGUUCUACAUUGUUGGGGCCAUCACCCUGAACAACCUCCUUCUGCGGAAGGACAUGUGCUCCUGGAGUAAAGGCAUGCAGAUCAGGUACAAUGUCAGUCAACUGGAAGAGUGGCUGCGUGACAAGAAUCUGAUGAACAGUGGGGCUAAAGAAACCCUGGAACCUCUCAUUCAGGCUGCGCAGCUUUUGCAAGUGAAAAAGAAGACAGAUGAUGACGCAGAAGCCAUCUGUUCCAUGUGCAGUGCUUUAACUACUGCCCAGAUUGUCAAAGUGUUGAAUUUGUAUACUCCAGUUAAUGAGUUUGAAGAAAGAGUCUCUGUAUCAUUUAUUCGUACUAUACAGAUGCGUUUACGAGACAGGAAAGACUCUCCUCAGCUGCUCAUGGAUGCUAAACACAUCUUUCCUGUCACCUUUCCUUUUAACCCAUCCUCCCUCGCACUAGAAACCAUCCAAAUUCCAGCCAGCCUGGGCCUGGGAUUCAUAUCACGGGUCUGAAAGUGAUGUGAUGUCAAGGCAAACAGUGACAGUAAAUUUCUUGCCUGAAAUAAGAACUCAUUAUUUCCAGUGAGCUACUGAAAAUAUGCUCUAAAGAGAAAGUACUGAGUAUCUUUCAAACAAGAGGUUAUUAACUGGAAAUCUCCCUAAAUACUUUCAUCACCUUGGAAAGACAAUUAGGCUUCUUUGUACUGUGUUACCUUUAAUUCAUAGCAACACUCACCCUUGAUCAGUUAGGUAUCCUGAGUUACAUGCAGGUAAAUGGCAGACAGAAGGGGGAAAAGUGUCUCCAGCUGCCAGCAUUUAUUUUAAAUCCUUAGCACUGCAUCCUAAUAGUAUGGUAAAAAUAUAAAUUCCAGCUAUGAGCUGUUGUUAGGAAGGCACCAACAAAGAACCUCCUCUGUGUGAACCAGAAGAAUUGAAAGAAAAAUUGCCAUUGAGUACAUAUCAUAUCAGUUCAGGAAUCAAUUAUGUUGAUAUUGUCAAACUGGAUCAAAGAAAUAAACUGGCAAUAUGUAAAGUAAUUGGUCAAGUAACUUCCUUAUAUGUGUCACUCUGAUAUAGAGAUAUUAAGAGAAUGUUGGUUUGCCAUAUAGCAUAGAAGUCCAUUUGUACUGUAGUUUACUGAGCAUUUUAAAUUGCUGCUACAUACUGUAUACUUUAACAUGUAAGCGAUAUUCUUAUUAGGCACUACAACAGUAAGCUUCUCUUUUAUCAACUCUGUUUACAAUUCAAUCAGACCAUUUUAACUGGAUUAUGUGCAAAUAUAUACAGAUUCCCCUGCACGAGUAGCGGACACUGGGAAGUCAUGUAGUAAUAUGACAAAAUGUUUGACAUUUAGGGAUAGGAUUAGACAAAGUGGCUAUUGUUGAUGUCGUUAUUUAUUCAGAAUGUAUUACAUUGAUGUGCUCAUUAAUUUUCCCUGGGUGGAUAUCACAUCAGGGUACAGUGUUCUGUGAAGUGAUUUAUUUUUAGUUCCCAGAUCAGAUUCCUGCACUGCAUAUUUUCAACCCAGCCAGGUUUUCUUUCUUCUUAAUUUAUUAAGAAUUAAUCUCAGUCACUAUCUAGAGAAGAGUGUCAGCAUAGUCAUGGUUCGGGUCUUGAAACCUUGAUUAUCCUAUAAAUUAUGCAAAACAAGGUAUAUAAUAAAUACUAUGAUUCCAUUUUUUUAGGCUUUGCAACUUCUAUACAUGUUCUCAGUACCACUAGAUACUUUAAAGAGCAUCAUACUAGAAAUACUUUAAGACUUAUGUAAGAAGACUGCUGAAUUUUAGAGGAUUUGUUUCAGUAAGAGCCAGAUCCUAGAAGUUUCAUUCUGAAAUUCUAAUUAAACAUAUUCUCAGUUUUUCCUGGACAUCCUAUACAGUAAAUCUUUCAGGUUGUGCAAAAGCAAAUUCUUAGUUUUCAUUAGAAACUCUGGUUCUGAAUUACAAUCAUAGAUUUAUAUAACUUAACUGUUAGAUGGUCUAUGAAAAAUGACAUUAAUACAUGUGCAAUAUUAAUGGAAGUCAAACAGUUUCAAAUCAAUGAUAAAGAUUGUUAUUAAAAGAUAAA
This is a messenger RNA of Prionailurus viverrinus (fishing cat), 7456 nucleotides long. It is a transcript of the gene MYO5A, whose product is annotated as myosin VA. Bases 269 to 5902 code for a protein of 1877 amino acids. Gene Ontology annotation, molecular function: microfilament motor activity; ATP binding; actin filament binding. Gene Ontology annotation, cellular component: myosin complex; vesicle; actin cytoskeleton. The transcript has 41 exons. NCBI's taxonomy places the organism in Eukaryota, Metazoa, Chordata, Mammalia, Carnivora, Felidae. The record is from RefSeq and is a predicted model, not a curated record. Gene Ontology annotation, biological process: vesicle transport along actin filament; actin filament organization.